This is a messenger RNA of Lymnaea stagnalis (great pond snail), 11563 nucleotides long. The record is from the annotation of a GenBank genome assembly. NCBI's taxonomy places the organism in Eukaryota, Metazoa, Mollusca, Gastropoda, Lymnaeidae.
AGGAUUAAACUUCAUCGAACGAAAGCAACACUGGGUUUUCUACAAGUAGGAGUGAAGUUGAUUUUGUGUUGUUUUUUUCUCUAAAGCAUCAUGUAUAAAGAUAAGAAUAAUAUUACUUUGACAUUAUUUGGGUUGUAACACGCUCAGAUAAUGGUAAAAAAUUUCGCUUCAUUGUUGUAACUGCAACAUGGUACAUAUUCAGAUGAUUUUUAAAAAAAACUUCAUGUGUCACGUGCUGUGUUGUUUCGUAAAAUAAAAUUUCGUGCACAAGACGCCGUCAAGAUGACGUCACUCAGCACGUUGGUGUGUGGUCUCCGCGACGAUGACGUAGAAUUGUCUCUGGAGAACGAGGUUCUAAAAAAAUGGGGGCUCUACAACGCCCUGCGUUCCUUCUCGGACCGUGCAAGAAUCAGCGGAGCGGGCUCUCAUAACAUUGCAAUCGACCCAAAAGCUGACACUGAAUUACUAAGUUGGUACGAGUCUGGAAGUGGUAAUGACUUAUACAGCUUUAGUGGAACCAAUAUUAUUUCGGUUUCCUUGAAAGAUACCAAUUACAACAACGCUCACGAUUGCUACCUAAAGGGUCAGUUCUGUGACGCUUUGAUUUACUUGGAUUACGCCUUUGAGUCUAGAGACCAGUCAGUCGACGCGAGGUUGUGGACUUUGAGGGCAAAGGUCAUGAAUGCUGUGGAGGACCAUCUGGAAACUUUGAAAUCCAUUGUCCAUGUGCAGGAAGCGGAACGCAGCUUUGAACUCUACAUAGAGGGAGGUAUCUGAUUACUUACGAAAGCAUUAUUUAUUUAUUUUAAUGGUGGUGAAUAAAAAUUGAUGAAAAGAGUUUCAGGAAUACAUGGUAUAUAUUGGAUCGGAAAAUGUCAAUCAAAAUUCCUAAUUGAUCUCCGUAUCUCAAAUAAAAACGUAAUCCUCAUCAAUCAGUUGUUACAUGUCCAUCUGGCGAACAUCGCAGGGGCAUGAAAUCAUCAAUCAGUUGUUACAUGUCCAUCUGGCGAACAUCGCAGGGGCAUGAAAUCAUCAAUCAGUUGUUACAUGUCCAUCUGGCGAACAUCGCAGGGGCAUGAAAACAAAACAAUCACUACAACCAGGGCGCAUGCUAAAAAAUUAAGCGUUACAAAAGUAAAUUAAAAAAUAAUUAUAACGUGAUUUAUUUUAUUUCUCACCCCAUGCCCUUUCUUUCUUUAUUUUUUUCUUUAAAUGACCCAAGCUAAGGCGCUAGAGAAAUUGGGUCUGGUUAUAACUUCUGAGGAAUGGUUGAAAACGAUUGUGUUAUCAGCUUCUGGGGACAUCAGCCGAGACAAAUGGGUCCAGACCGCGUACAAGCUCCUGCAGGAAAUACACACACAACGGGUCUAUCUUCCGUAUGUUAAGGUAAAAAUAUCAUUUUUUUCUCUUUCGUUUUUUUUUUUUUUUUAAUAGAGUGAUGCUAAAUUUUUGUUUGGCAAAUAGCCCCUAUAAGGUGCAGAACAACCGUUUUGCGGUUUCGAAUGCAAGGAAAUGAUUUAUAUGUGAUAUCAUUUCAAAUAUAAUUCGAAUAACGCGUAAGAAACAACUACUCAAUAGACGUUGCGCACAACUGGGAUCCCAUUAUAGCUCUCCAAAACUAUUAUGUAUUGGUUUGAAUUCCUAAUGUUAUUUAUUUCAUCAUGAAACGUGUCACUUUUAUCAGUUGAUACAAUCUUAAAUGGGUUACUCAUGUAUGAAUGUCCACAGGAAGCCCCUGUCCGUGUGUUUAUAACCGGCAGUGGCCGUGGUCUGGCCCCCACCAAGACAGUCCUCAAGGGCCAACUGCUAUUCGCCGAGCUGCCGGAGCUGAUCGAGCAGAACAUGGCAUCGGACAGCAUCACUGCGUGCGCACACUGUGGCCUCUCUCUCGUCAAACCGGAAGACGUUUUCUCAAAAGGUCACCUGGCCAUAGCAGAUCUGCAGAGGGCGUUCAAAAAAUUCUGGCCGAAAAGGAAGUCCACCCCGUGCAAAACCUGCGACAGGGUUGUCUACUGCAAUGACACGUGUCGUGACGCAGCAUGGCAAAGGUGAAUGCAAAGUCAACUCAUUGCCUGUUAUUUCCAGUAUUAUUUACACACAGCACAUCGCUGUUAUUUUCCUCAUGUGCAGGGGAAUGCUAAAGGUAUAAACGUGAACUUUUACAAAAUUUCCUUUAAACUUGGGAAAGAUAUCAAAUUUGAUUUGCUUCAACUUCCUAUUUCGAAAGCUUCCUAAACCAAAUUCACAUUUAACUGACGCUUAUUACUUUCCUCGCUUUAUUAAAAAAAAAAAGUAUAAGAUAAGAUAAGAUAAGAUAAGAUAAGAUAAGAUAAGAUAAGAUUCUUUUAUUGAUCCAAAUAAAUGGAAAUUUCUUUUGAUUGCAUUGCAUAUUUUCAGCCCAUAAAUAAAACAAUUUGAACACAAUCAUCUAUCUAUCAUUAUUACACGAGUUAAAAAAGCAGCCAUUCAAUGAAUUCUCUUAGCCAUAACAGGGACUUAUUAGUUCUCAUUGAGAUUUGUUACUUCUGGGGGAACAUGCUGGUCAAUUCGUACAGAUUGGGGAACAACUUUUUUUUAAAUAUCUUUCAGUCCUCACCAUGAGAGAAAGAAUUCGUCCCGAACAGGUCGAUCCUAAGUAUCUGUGAUGAAGAGGGUGGGAUGUAUCAUCCAAAAUUUGUUUACUUUUACAAUAACAUCUUUCUGCAAAUAGUUCUUCAAGUGCAGGAUGUCUAGUUUGUGUUAUAUUCCUAGCUUUCUUGAUUAGUCUGUUUAUUCGGUUUUUAAUAUCAGACGAUAAAUUCCACACCUGCAGGUAAUAUUGAAAUCAAGUAGGCUUCCAAUUGUUGCACUGUAGAAUAAGUUAACGACUUGUUGGUUUACGCCGAAAUUGUACGGGUUUUUUUUUGUGUUGGUUUUUUGUUUCUUUUUUGCGAUAGAACAGUCUUUGGUUGAAUUUCUUAUACAUCCAUUGGCCGUGCUCAUGCCAUAUUAGCUUAUUAUUAAUGGUGAAACCUAAGAACUUAUAUGCCUCUACUUUCCUUACAUUUUGAUUAUUUAUGUUGAGAUCUGUAAUCUGAUGUUUCCCCCUCCUGAAAUCAACAACCAUUUCCUUUGUUUUUGAGACAUUCAGCUGGAGAAAAUUUUCAUCGCACCAAUUGAUAAAUCUUGUAACUAAGUUGCGGUGUAAGCCUUCUCCAUCAGAUAUUAAGCCAACGAUGGUGUAUCAUAAGCAAAUUUUAAGAUUGGAACGGUUUCGCUUGAGCUCUGAAUAUCAUUGUCAGAUAUUGUAUGAGGUACAGGAGAGAGAACGCAGCCUUAUCUCUCUGGUUAGAGAUACUUGGUUAUUUACUUUGACAUAUUGUGGUCGAUUUGUUAAAAAGUUUUAGUAUCCAAGCUUGAAUAUUUUAAUUGACAUCUAACGAGGAAAGUUUCUUUAUCAUAAGGUGUGGUUGGAUAGUGUUAAAUGUUGAUGAGAAGUCUAAGAAUUGCUGUCUAGGUGAUGGUAAAGUCUCUCCAACAAUAGUAAGAUAGCAUCAUCCGUGAUUCUGGCAGGUUUGUAAGCAAAUAGUGGGGGUCAAGUUUCUUGCUGUACUUCAUUCAUAUGCAAUUAUUUUAAACGAAAAAUACUUUUACCUAUAGCUGUUCAAAUUAUUUCAGAUACCACAAGGUGAUCUGCCCUACAGUCCCCAAUUCCACGGUAGCCAUGUUAUAUGAUGUUAGGAAGUCGUUCCGUGACGUCAUGCCGACGGACGGCUCCUCGUGGCAGGGUUGGUGGAAUGCCGAGUUCAGUCCCACUCUGCUGUCCAAGUUAUGGGCCACAAUAAUCUCUACGGCAAAGCUGGCAGCCACUGGGACCGGUCAACCCUCUAAAACUGAUUGGGUCAAAGCUGCAUCCCAGUUUGAAAAGUAAAUAUGUAAGAUUACCAGACGUCACUGUUGAAUCCUGGAACGGGGCAUGUUUGUUAUCAGUUGGUUACCUUACUUUGUCAAACGCCAAAAAAUGCAUGUAGCUUUUAUUCUCAGGACAUAAUUCAAAGAGCGUAUUCUAAUCCCGCAGGUAUUCCAGUGCUGGGGGCAGUGUUUCUGCCCAAGAGACUAUUCCCAAAAUGUUUGAGCUCAUGGUUAAUAUUUUCAAACGGUCCAAAGUUCUGCGUUAUGAUGUCACCGCGGAAGACUUCAACAAAAGACAUCAGCAAGUACAGACAAACUUCAUCGAGUUCCAUGACGUCACCGACGCACUGCAUGGUUUUGUCGACAAGAUGCGACAAGAUCCGAAGAGGAACAAGAAGAUUGGCCAGUUUUUCCAAGAGCCGCUACCGAGAGCCGAAUUCCAUGGCUUAUUUCCCUUGGCGUCCACGAUUAAUCACUCAUGUUUCCCCAAUGCCAAGAUAUUGAGUGGCGUAUUGGACGGGAAGCCAGGCAUACGUGUCAUGGCCACCAAAGAGAUUGAAGCUGGUGAAGAGAUAACAGUGGCAUAUGUGGAUACCGGUCUGAAGAAGGCGGAGAGGAGAAAGAAAUUGUGGAGGUACAGUUUAAAUUAGUCAUGUUCCAGUUUGAGCAUAUUUUAAAAGGCGUAUGCAUGCGAAUAAAAAUGUAUGUGUGUAUUGGGCGGGGUUGGGGGGGGGGGUAGGAGCAUCCUGGCACGAAGGUACGGGUGGGAAUUUUCCUUAUGAUAACAAGCGAAUGUUCGGGCAUGACCGCAUCUGGGUUAGGUAAAAGAUUUUUUUUUAAAAAUGUUCCAGUUUGAGCAUAUUUUAAAAGGCGUAUGCAUGCGAAUAAAAAUGUAUGUGUGUAUUGGGCGGGGUUGGGGGGGGGGGGGUAGGAGCAUCCUGGCACGAAGGUACGAGUUGGAAUUUUCCAUAUGAUAACAAGCGAAUGUUCGCGCAUGACCGCAUCUGUGUUAGGUAAAAGAUUUUCUUUUAAAAUGUUUAACAUUACUUUUAAUGUUAUCAGUCCCUCCUCAAUACACAAACGAAGUGGUUAUGGGCAGCCGACUGAGUAGAACCCUGAGAGUUAUACGCAGUCGGCAAGUCACAUGACGUCUAGAUUCUUCCUGUGUUACACUAUCAAUCAAUAAGGGUGCCGUGACAUCGGGGUGACUGUGUGGUCGAAUGGUCUAAACUGACCAAACCUCAAGUUGAUGGUCUGGAGUUCAAUUCCAGCCAACGGCAAGCCAUGAAUGUGCGUUGGUUGCUAUGCUUUUUCUCGAGAAUGAAGCAACAACUAGGCUUAUUGUUUGACUUUUUUUUUGGCUAAAAAAUGUUAAAACAUGAGAAGAAUUAUUGACCAAUGUAAUUUGGGUUUGAGCAAAAUAUCUUCCUCCCAGUGGAGGGGGGCUUUGCGUUACCCCCCCCCCCUAGCUCAGUGGGUCUUCGGAUAGGGACAUGUGAUCUUUUGGCUUCAGGGAGCAUGCCCUAUACUAGUCUUCCACGCCACGAAGAGGCAGAUCACUUGCACACCACCUCGAGCAAAGUGGUGUGAGUUUCCCCAAGUCUAGCGCAAGCCAUCCUGGGGAAAACUUGGAAGAACUUUACCAAUGUAAUGUUAAUAAUGUUAUACUUAUAAUUAUCAAAUAUAUGUUUGUGUUGUUAACUAAUUUUGUGGCAGAUAAAAUCAUGUUUCACUGGUACAGUAAUAAAAAUAAUCAUGGGUUGAGAGUAGCAGGAAAAAAAUCGCUGUAGGGGCAGGGGUUCUGUAGAGGGGUCAGUGUAAGUAAUACUUUCACACAGUUAUAGUUUUGCAUGGAAGCUGAAAACUGUUACAUUUAGGUCAACAAAAAAAUAAAAUCAUAAAUGCUACAAUUUAAAAAAAGAUAAAUAGAACGUAUUUCCUGAAUUAGUCAGUAAAACCAGCCACAUAGUCAUAGCAACAUAUAAAAACCUAAUCAAUCAAAAUCCAUACUAGACUUAGACCAUGGUCUAAAAAAAAUCUAAGACUUAGGCUUAGACUCUCAGAAAUGUAGACUUUGACUUAUACUUAUAAUUAUAAUUAUAAUAUAUAAGAUACAAGCAAUAAUACUAAUAAUAGCACUAAUACUAAUACUAUUGUUAUAAUCAAUUUCAAUAUUAAUUAAAAUUAAUUCAAUUAAAAUUUUACGUUAAACACAUGCAAAGUUCUAGUACAAAACAAUCCAUCAUGCAGCUCAUUAGGCAUAAUACUUUUGUUGAAAUUGCCAAACAAGCGAUUGAUAACCUUAUUUGGCUAAAUUCCCAGCCGACUGGGUAUAACGCUUCCCAUACACAAAUAUUGUUUUUCCUUUAAAUUAGAGACCGACCUGAAAGAGAUUUUCGGCUGAAGGCCGAAAUUUAAAAAUGACUUUUGGCCGAAGCCAAAAUUUAACCGGUAUUUAAAUUUUCGGUUUCAACCGAACCGAAGCCGAAACUGAAAUAAUAAAUAUUUAGGUAUUUUGAAAUUCCUCAACGCAUACGUUCUAGAUACAUCAAAAAAUUGAUGGGGGAAGUAUCAAUAUUUACAUUCUUUUUUUUUUUAAUGAGAUCAUCGUGAAUAUUAUUAAAUACACAUUUAAUGAAUACUUUGGCUUUUACUAUUUUAAUGUAAAAUUUGAUGAGCAUGACAGUGAUACAGCAAAAUGGAGAUGACAAAUGAAGACAUUGAAUAAAGUUGGCCUCCAAAUUUUAGUGUGGACAAAAAUGAAAACAAAAAAAUGAUAUAAAAUGUUAACAUUUCCUCUAGAAGUCAAAGGUCAUCAUGCAGCUGUGAGCAGUUUUCACAGGGCAUUAGUCAAAGGUCAUCAUGCAGCUGUGAACAGUUUUCACAGAGCAUUAGUCAAAGGUCAUCAUGCAGCUGUGAACAGUUUUCACAGAGCAUUAGUCAAAGGUCAUCAUGCAGCUGUGAGCAGUUUUCACAGAGCAUUAGUCAAAGGUCAUCAUGCAGCUGUGAGCAGUUUUCACAGAGCAUUAGUCAAAGGUCAUCAUGCAGCUGUGAGCAGUUUUCACAGAGCAUUAGUCAAAGGUCAUCAUGCAGCUGUGAGCAGUUUUCACAGAGCAUUAGUCAAAGGUCAUCAUGCAGCUGUGAGCAGUUUUCACAGAGCAUUAGUCAAAGGUCAUCAUGCAGCUGUGAGCAGUUUUCACAGUUUUCUUAUAACAUACGAUGAAGGCAAGACGUCGAGCAAUAAUGAAUAUCGGAUUGCCUGCCUAGAGACAGACAGUCUCACCUCUGGUCCAGUCACUUUCGGCCACAUGGCCUAAACUCCCAAUCACUUUCGGCCGAAACCGAAAUUAAACCUAAAGUUAACAUUUCAGUUUCGGUCGAAGCCGAAGUUAAGCCGAAAUUUAACUUUUCGGUUUCGGUCAAAACCGAAAUUAGGCCGAAGUGAUCAAUGGCCACUUUCGGUGCCAAAACCGCAACCGAAGCCAAAAUUCGGUCGGUCUCUACUUCAAAUUUUGUUUCCUCUACACGUAUUUUAGGCCAUAUCUUUUAUUAUGUAUGCCAGUCAUGUCCUAUUUAUGCUUGAUUUAUUUUAAUUUUUAAGCCAUGAAUUCGUUUUCAGGAUUAUCACGUUCCCACGAUAAUCCCUACGGAUAGCGUUUCUUAGUGUCAUAGAAAGGUGGCGUGGAGGGGGCGGUCCGCCCUGGGUAGCAAUUUUUUUCUUUAUAUAGAGUGGCGGCAUUUUCGAACAAAUAAAUGCAAAAUGUAUUCUGUGGUGGAGGCAGCAUAUUUUGUACUUGCCCCAUGCGGCACUGACAUACUAGGCAGACUUAACAUUUGACAGCGCCAUCCUUUAAAAUUUAACACGGCCCCAAAUUAGCUGAAAGUAAUAUACAAAUACAAUUAACAAAAAUAUAAAUGUUACAGCAAGGUUAAUGAAUAAAUUUAAUAAAAUUACUUUAUAGAACCUUAAUAAUGGACUCUUUCAGUCCAACAUUGGUAUAGUGCCCUAUACUUAACCAAUGUUGGACUGAAAGAGUCCAUUAUUAAGGUUCUAUAAAGUAAUUUUAUUAAAUUUAUUCAUUAACCUUGCUGUAACAUUUAUACGUAUUUUAUCAUUGUAAUAAAUUGAAAACUUUAAACAGUGCUCUUUUAUGUGUGUUUACAGCAGAUAUGCAUUUCUGUGUCAGUGCCCACGGUGCCUCUACGAGGGUGACGGGCCUGAGGUGUGCACCCACUGUGGGAAGAAGGCAGACGACGGUCCUAAUAUUUCAUCAACACUUGUUCUUAAUAAGGACGCCCCUGUUUACGAAUCGAGCUGCCUGUCUCGCUCCAAUAAACCCCAGUUGAUUCCAUUCUCUACAAAAGGAACACCUGUCGCGAUAGUGCCAGCUGCGGGAAACGUGACACCAACUUCAACAGGGACAUCCUCUACAACCGUGAAACAGUCUACAACCUCGACACCUUCUACAAUAGCGAACCCUACUACAACAGCUACUGCAAACAUGACACCCACUACAACCAUGAUAUCAUCUGCAUCCGAGACAGAUUCUACAACAUCGACACUUUCUUCAACAGCAGCACCGUUAGCAACAGCAACAACUUUUAACAAUUCGACACUUUCUACCACCGACACACCAAAAAUCCCCGACAGACAUUCUACCAUUGCGACACCUUCAGCAACAGCACUGAUUACUAAUAGAGUCAAAGACUCUCCAAAAAUGACUGCUGUAGUUGCGUCAUCUCUGCUGACCAGUGAGGACCCGCAGGAAAUGAACCUGAGUGCAAAUAGCGAGGUUAUAAAAACACAAAUGACCCGUCUAGCAUUCGGUGAUAGCAUGUUCUCUGCUUGCACGGCCGAGAUCCCCGAACAAGGAGAUCAUAGAUCGGAGCAAGUCUGUACAUAUUCAACGUUACGCAAUGCGAACAACGAUUCGUUUGUGAUCAAACAAAGCAGAGAUGAGUCUAGAGUUACACAUCCGGGACCAUCUGUUGAAAGCACGUCACAUAAUCAGGGGAUGUCACCGAACGCGCUUAGAAUAAAUCAAGACACGGAUUGUGGGUCAUGUUGCCAUGACGAUAGAGAUGGCAAUAUCAAAACAUCCCAUAAUAUUAAUGAGAGCUUAACUGGUGAAAUGAUGGCUGGUAACAGAGCGGGGUUGAGAGCCCCCACAUCGUUUCCGCAUUGUGGUAGAUGUGGGAGGGCCUGGUACUGCUCACAAGCAUGCCAGAAAGAGGCUUGGAAAAAAGGACAUAAAAAAGUAUGUGCUAAGAAAUUAUAAGCACAUGUAUGCGAAUAAUGCUCGAUUGAUUACAGAAGAUAAUCUUUAUGACCAUAUUCUGAUUACCAAAUCUGAAUUAUCAAUGUAUUUUAAAUUUUAAAAACCAAAACGACUCAAAACAAUAGUUUGUGUUUGUGUGGUCCGUCUCAUAUCCUUGAUAAAACCAUUGCUUUACUUGUAAACCUUUUCAUAUUUACAACAAAUAAAUUUUUUGGGUCAUUUUUUGUAUAUUUUAAAUUUAACUAUUUAUCAAAAUCUAAAAAGAUCGAACCCAAGUUACUAUUUGCACUUCAUCCCUAUUAAUAUUAAAUAGUUUAUAUGAAAAUAAAUAAUACUUCUUUUUAUGUCACAAAUGACCAGAGCUGAGAAAGGAAACCGUGGGCGUAGGUCCCGGACAAAAGUACAAUAGAUGAGGGAGUAGUUAACCUGACAUCGGCAGGGAAGGCGUAAUCAGGUUUUCUUUCAGCCAUCUCUAAUUAUUAAACUUCCUUUACACCAAUAUGAAAGGUCUACAAUUCUAAUAAUAGUUAUUACUAAGUAUCAAACAUACGCAAUUUAUUUUCAAAUUAUAGUUCAAUAUAAAAGCAUUACAAGUAUGGAUAAGUGUUAGUUUGCUUGCAAACGACCGGAUGGGCAUGAUGUAGUCCAUCACCGACCUUCCACAGCCUAGACAUAGUGCUCUAAGCGUACUUGCUCCCGCGCCCCAUCUUGUGCAAGCCAGUUUUUUAACCAGAUUUAGCUUCGAGGUUGCUUGGAAGCAGAGGUCUUGUACAAACUGAUUAAUUUGCAAAUGUUGAUCCUAUUCAACCCCCAAGGAAACUGGUUGCUCGUCCCACCUUGAGCUUGAUCGCCGGUUUGAGAAUGGUCCGCCUGUUGGUUAAAAGUGAGCAGACCGUCUUCUCGUUGCUAAUAUUCAUAUGCCACCGCCGCAUGAACUUGUUGAUAGAGGAAAGGUCCUGCUGUAAUAGCUGUUGCAGGCGGUGGACAUCUUAACUGCGCUCCAGAAAACCAAAUCGUCUGCAUACAUCGCACAAUUUGUAGCUAGAUUUUGUGGCAAGUCAUUGAUAUAGGUUAGGAAGAGAAGAAUUCUGUCCAGUUUGUAAAAAAACGGAAAUCCAUCUGUACAUUUUGACAGUUACUCCCAAAUUUUGCAACUUUAACAAUAACCCGGACCUCCAGACCCGGUCAUAAGCCUGCAUGUCGGAGGUCAAAGCAUACAGCCACUUUAUGAGACUUCUUCGGGAGCCAAUCUGUUAUGGACUGGAGAAGACGGAGCACUUGAUCUAUCGGCUGAAUUCUCUUGCGGAAGUCAACCUGAAUUGGACUGAGGUUUUCGGUACUCUCCAGGUACCAGUAAAGCCUCUGAUGGACCAUUCUCAAGGCCAUCUUCCUUAGACACGAUGAGAGGGGAAUCGGAUGGUAGUCGGUCGGUUGAUCGAGUUUCUUCCCUCCUUUGGGAAUGGAGACAAUGGUAGCGCUAAGCCAAGCUCUUGGUAGAAUUCCUGUUACCCAAGAUCGGUUUAUAUCUCUCUCCAAGCUAUCGAGCAAAGGUUUUUUAUCAUUUCGUUGCAGAUCUUAUCCGGGCCUUGUGCCUUGGCGGCGUUGCAUUUGUCGAUAUUGGUUUGCAACUCAGUCAAGACCUCCUGUAUGCAGACGACUGUGCCCUAAAUGCUGUAUCAGAAGUGGAAAUACAAUGCUGCGUCACAAAAUUUUCUAAUGUCUGCACAAACUUCGGGCUCACCAUUAGCACACAAAAGACUGAAGUCCUAUUCCAGCCAGCUCCUCGAAGAACUUAUCAUAAUGCGACUUGUGCCAUCUUUUAUUCUGAAUAUUUCCAGAGGGAAAGUGAUCCUAUCAACUUCAAUCACAUAGGGACAUGUGUUGCAACGGCUACGGUUGCAACUUUUGGUGCCUUUAUGAGCUUUGAUAAUAGGUUUUAGGAAGAAAUCAAUAUGAAAUUGGUGAGGAAUCAUAUCAAGUAAAUUUAAAGACAUAUAUGGAAAACUGACAUUCAUUUACGAAAUAAUUGUAAUGAUAUAUAUUUCUGUAUUAUUUUAAUUAUUGGUAAUUAUUUAUUGCUUAACGUUAGUGAGAUGUUUGUGCUUGAUGCUUGCUGAUUAGAGAUUUUAUGUUAGGUUUCAAUUUAGUUAGCUUCAGUCUCAAGUCUCCACGUUGUGUUAUGCACAGCCCAUUUCUUGUUCUUUUUUUCUUUUUUUCUUUUUUUGCAGCAAAUCAUAUAUGGCACUAAAUCCACAUUCAGCUAAAUAUGAAGAUUGAAACGGUAACUAUAGUUUUCUUGCACAGUUGGUUGAAUUUGGAUAUCUGAUUUCUGUUUCCCCACAAACCCAUGUCAUCGUUCCUUUCAUAAUUAAUAAAGUGUUAACUGUCUCAUC